GUUCUUUGACAGCCAUAUUAAACUGUUAUUACUAAACGGUGACCGACUUUUUUGUUGUUGGGAACUGUUGAAACAAGUUUCAGUCACCAUGAAUUUCUUAAAGGUCUAUCAGAAAUGCUUUCUUCGGGCGGGUUGUCGUGGCGAACAAUUAGGAAUACUGCAAAGCAGACUGCAACACAGCAACCCUCAGACACAGCAGCCUGCGGAGAAUUCCCGACUGGAAACCUCCAGCGCCAAGAAUAUGAUGGACGUCGGAACAAGGAGGAUCUACUCCGAGGAACAUGACAUGUACCGCAACACAGUUCGCCGCUUCUUCGAGGAAGAGGUCAUGCCCCAUCAUAAAGAGUGGGAGAAGGCGGGGCAGGUGAGUAGGGAGGUGUGGGAGAAGGCGGGGGAGUUCGGCCUCCUGGGGGUCUUCACACCUGAGGAGCACGGAGGGCUGGGAGGAGAUCUGCUGUCUGCGGCCGUGGUCUGGGAAGAACAGAUGUACUCCAACUGUUCGGGGCCUGGCUUCUCGCUGCAUUCGGACAUCGUGAUGCCGUACAUCAGUCACUAUGGCAGCGCCGCCCAGAUUGAGAAGUUCCUGCCCACCAUGACAGCAGGCAAAUGCAUCGGGGCCAUCGCCAUGACGGAGCCCGGAGCCGGCAGUGAUCUGCAGGGUGUGCGAACAUACGCCAAGAAGGAUGGCAGUGACUGGAUCCUGAAUGGAAACAAGGUGUUCAUCACUAACGGUUGGAUGAGUGACCUGGUGGUUGUCGUGGCGGUGACCAAUCGCGAGGCUCGGACGGCGGCCCACGGCAUCAGCCUCUUCCUGGUGGAGAACGGCAUGAAGGGCUUCCAGAAGGGACGCAAGCUGGAGAAGAUCGGACUCAAAGCACAGGACACUGCAGAGUUGUUCUUCGAGGACGUCCGGCUCCCAGCUGACGCCCUACUGGGGGAGGCCAACAGAGGAUUCUACUACCUCAUGAACGAACUGCCCCAGGAGCGUUUGCUGAUUGCCGUGAUGGCUCUGGCCAGUGCUGAGUUCAUGUUUGAGGAGACCAGGAACUACGUUAUGCAGAGGAAAGCCUUCGGGAAGACCAUCGCACACCUACAGACCGUCCAACACAAGCUAGCCGAGCUGAAGACUGACAUCUGUGUGGGCAGAUCCUUCAUAGACAACUGCCUGCAGUUACACGCCGAGAAACGCUUGGACUCCGCUACCGCAUCCAUGGCCAAAUACUGGGCGUCGGAGCUGCAGGGUAAAGUGGCCACUCAGUGUCUGCAGAUGCACGGAGGCUGGGGCUACAUGUGGGAAUACCCCAUCGCAAAGGCGUUUGUGGACUCCCGGGUGCAGCCCAUCUACGGAGGCACCAAUGAGAUCAUGAAAGAGCUGAUCGCCAGAACCAUCGUGGGACAGAAAUAGUUGGUCAAAGACGUUGGUACCAUAACCCUUUGCACUUCGCUGGUGCCUAUACUAAGAAGCUGGUUCAGGAGUAAACCAGGUGAAGUUAAGAGGUAAAUCAUCUAGAAGAGUCUGGAGUCCUCAUGAGGACUCUAGCCUCUUCUACUAGAUGAUUUCCAGGCUCUUCUAUUAGAUGAUUUACCUCUUUAACUUAACCUGGUUUACUCCUGAACCAGCUUCUUAGUAUAGGCAACUGGUGUCAGUCUGAUGUUAGUAUGUUGAUAUUGAUGUUUAUUUACAUAGUUGGUGAUUACAUUGUGCCUUUUUUUGUGAAUAUUGUAACACUGCGCUUACACAACGAUCAAACUUAUAAAACUGGCAUCGUUUGCCGUUAUUUUUGUCAUUUUACAGUUUUGUGUCAAAUCGUAAUGGGUUGGAAACAUGCCAUUAAGCCGUCCCAUAUCCAUUGUAAAUGAUUUCGAAAAAAUAAAGACAACUCAUUAUA
Engraulis encrasicolus (European anchovy) is the source of this 1889-nucleotide messenger RNA. It is a transcript of the gene acadl, whose product is annotated as acyl-CoA dehydrogenase long chain. The record is from RefSeq and is a predicted model, not a curated record. The transcript is spliced from 11 exons. The coding region runs from base 89 to 1405 and encodes 438 amino acids. Gene Ontology annotation, molecular function: long-chain fatty acyl-CoA dehydrogenase activity; flavin adenine dinucleotide binding. Gene Ontology annotation, biological process: long-chain fatty acid catabolic process. Lineage: Eukaryota; Metazoa; Chordata; Actinopteri; Clupeiformes; Engraulidae.